CCUGCACCAAGUGCAUCUUUGGACAUGCAAACACUAGUUAAAAACUGUAUAGAGACAACAACAGCCGGAUAUUUAUCUACACUUCCGCCAGAAACAUCUGAAUACCAACUAUUAACAACAAGAACGGACAAUAAUUAUAAAAGUUCAUAUAUCACCACAAUGGAAAACAAAGAUACAACUGAGUCGGGCACAACGAUUAAUAUCGUACACAAAACAAUAACGGCCUUGUCAACAAAUAAAUUGACGGCCGACACAACAACUCAAAUGAAGACUACCGAACCUCUCGUUACUUUAAAUAAUGAAAACACUACACAGAAUUCAUUACGAACAGAACCACCAAUAACUGAUGGAUCUCUGAGCACUAACACAUUUAACAAAUCCAUUACUUUAUCCAUUAUGACGUCAGAAUACUUCACAACUGAGGAGACGCUAAUAUCGACAUUGCAGACGGUUUCAAAUACGGGUUCAGUCGCUAGCAGUGAAAAUACUUCGGAGAUGGACCGUUUCAAUACAAUUGUGUCUCUCUCAUCCAAAAACUGCGUAUGCCCAUGUGAUUUUGUUUCUAAAAAUAUAACUGCUGAAAUGUUACAAAAUCGAAUAGAUGAACUUAAAAGAAUUUUAACUGUUGAUAAAACUACUUUAAGUUCCUAUAUACGGAAACAUACUAGUGCCAAAGAUGAAAGGCCUAGUUCAAAAGCCAUUGGAUCAAUGGGAAUUUUGCUACUUACUUUGACGAUAUGUUUUAUAGUGCUUAUUGAUUUGUCAACUUUUUGUCAAUAUAUUAAGUGCAAACGUUUGAAGAGAAAAUAACUUAGAAGGAAAACGAUGUAAACGAAUGGCGAAUAAGUAAAACUGUUACUUAAAUCUAUAUGGAACUGUUAAUCAUUCUACAUGGAACUCAUUAAUGUUAUUAUAACAAUGGGA
Messenger RNA from Mytilus trossulus (common blue mussel), 924 nucleotides. RefSeq lists its product as uncharacterized. The transcript has a single exon. Lineage: Eukaryota; Metazoa; Mollusca; Bivalvia; Mytilida; Mytilidae. The record is from RefSeq and is a predicted model, not a curated record. Bases 25 to 810 code for a protein of 261 amino acids.